GAGAGAGAAAGUGUGUGUAUUUUAUAUACAAACAGGAGAGAGAGAGAGAGAGCAGCAAAAUCCCAAAGAAAGCUUCUCAUUUUCUUCAUCUUCUUCUCCAAAACACUAAUUUAAUCUGAAAGAAAAGCCCUCAACUUUUAAUUUCUCUGGUUUUAAAUCCAUUAAUGCUUUCUGGGUUGAUAUAUUUUGAUGUCUAUAUCUUUGGAGCAUGAUUAUAUAGGCUUAUCUCCUUCAAUGGAAACCUCUACCAAGUCUGCUGCUUUGAACCUCAAAGCCACUGAGCUGAGGCUGGGUUUGCCUGGCUCUCAGUCUCCAGAGAGAGACGGCUGCGGCGGCGGCGGUAGUGGGGUGGAGGAGAAGGCUACUGGGUUUUCAGUCUGUGGGGUUAAGGGGUUGGUGUCUGGGGCCAAGAGGGGCUUCUCAGACGCCAUUGAUGGAGCUUCUGGGAAGUGGGUUUUCUCUGGGAGUGGUGGAUCUGAGGUGGAGUUAGGCAAAGGUGGGAACUUGCUCUCUCCCAGAGGUGUGAAUGCUGGGAAAGCUCUUGCUGCUGGGUGUGAACCCAGCAAUCAACCAACAGGUUUAGCUGGCUCUGCUGUGAAAGAUGGUGUCCAACAAUCUCCAAAGCCAUUGCAUGAGAAGAAAUCCCAAGGGUCUGCUGGGUCUACUGCCCCUGCUGCAAAGGCACAGGUUGUAGGAUGGCCACCAAUUCGUUCUUUUAGGAAGAAUUCAAUGGCUUCCGUUCCUUCAAAAAAUGGUGAUGAUGCAGAAGGCAAGAUGGGAGCAGGGUGUCUGUAUGUUAAGGUCAGCAUGGAUGGUGCACCGUACCUGAGGAAAGUUGAUCUCAAAACCUAUGGCAGCUAUCUGGAUUUAUCUCUAGCUCUGGAAAAGAUGUUCAGCUGCUUCACAAUUGGUCAAUGUGGUUCACAUGGAGCUUCAAGGGAUGGAUUGAGCGAGAGUCGAUUGAUGGACCUCCUACAUGGUGCUGAAUAUGUCCUCACCUAUGAAGACAAGGAUGGUGAUUGGAUGCUAGUUGGUGAUGUUCCCUGGGAAAUGUUCACCGACUCGUGUAAGAGGAUGAGGAUCAUGAAGAGUUCAGAGGCUAUCGGUCUAGAAUACCGAAAAAUUUCAUGAUGGCAUGGUGAUUUUGGCUUUUGUUUGCGAAAUGAAAUCCUUAGCUAGCAUUAUCCUCAUGUUUUUCUAUCUAUUUCUUAUAGCCCCAAGGGCCAUGCAGAAGUGCAAAAAUAGUAAUUAGCGCCAUCUCAUCAACCAUGAAUGGAUCAAAUACUCUGAGCAAAGGAGGUUGGAGAGAGCUGCUGUUAUGAUCGAGGUGAAAGGCACUGAACGGUUCGCAAAAUCGGGCACUCUGUUUCUUAUCAACUUAUGCUUCUAAAAUAUUGAAUGUUUAGUGUAACAAAAUAUGAAAUUCUAGUAGGAAAUAUGUUUAUGCAAACUGGUGUAGUUUAAUUAGUUCUCUCUCUCUCUCUUCCCUCUCUCUCCUGUAUUUCUGAUAGUUGGCUACUUGAAGUAAUUGUAUUGUGUAUGAAAAAUGGUUUGUUUGCCAUGGCAAUUCCAUCAGGACCAUGUCUCUACAUAAAGCAGUGGAAUUAACUGCGGUA
Molecule: messenger RNA, 1616 nt
Organism: Malus domestica (apple)
Lineage: Eukaryota; Viridiplantae; Streptophyta; Magnoliopsida; Rosales; Rosaceae
Source: RefSeq, a predicted model, not a curated record